Molecule: messenger RNA, 755 nt
Organism: Cuscuta campestris
Lineage: Eukaryota; Viridiplantae; Streptophyta; Magnoliopsida; Solanales; Convolvulaceae
Source: the annotation of a GenBank genome assembly
AGCCUACAAUGCAGGUAUGUGACUUUGGUUUGUCACGUUUAAAGCACAACACUUUCUUGUCAUCCAAAUCUACCGCUGGAACACCCGAGUGGAUGGCUCCUGAAGUUCUACGUAAUGAACCUUCAAAUGAAAAGUGUGAUGUUUAUAGCUUUGGUGUUAUUCUCUGGGAACUUGCAACAAUGAGAUUACCAUGGAGUGGGAUGAAUCCUAUGCAAGUUGUGGGUGCUGUUGGUUUCCAGAAUCGACGUCUUGAAAUCCCUAAAGAACUUGAUCCCCUCGUGGCAAGGAUAAUAUGGGAAUGCUGGCAGAUGGAUCCAAAUUUACGACCGUCGUUUGCAGAGUUAACAGUGGCAUUAAGGCCGUUGCAGCGUCUUGUCAUCCCUUCACAUGUGGACCAGCCGAACUCGCCUUUGACCCAGCAAAUAUCUGUAAAUUCUACACCUUGAUAUAUGUCUUCUUGCAAACCACACUGUAAAUAAUGGCACCAUGUAUUCUUUUUAGUGGAGGGGUCAUUUUCUGCAUCAUAUGCUUAGCAGAAAAUAGGCUAUAAAUAAUAUAUUUAAAAUUAUAUUUAUUUUUAAACAAUCACUCGCUUAUAUUUAUUACCAACAUCAGCAGCUAGCUGUAAAUUGAUCAUGCUUGUGGCAACGGUGCAACGGUAACUGCCUAACUGGAACAAAAAGCGAAAGGGAAAUUUUCUCAGGAUGAAGGGAGUAUGAGUUUUGCCCCUUUGGGAAUGAAAACAUCAUGUUGGU